UCCGUACACGAAUGACCGUCGACGAACUCUGGAGGCUAGGCCGCUGGCCGCUGGGUCGGUUUGAGAAGGUGGAUGUACUGUAUAAGGGCGCCCUACGACUCGCGCUGACUUCAGAUUGAGCAAGCUUCUCCUUUCCCAAGUUGGCUUACUUGCUGAGCGAGGGCUGCGUGCAAGCUUGUCAGCAACUCAUACGCCGCACCCCUUCGACCUUCGCCAAACGGCCUCAUAUUCUUCUGCGGGCUACAAAAACCAGCAACAACAUCACGCCGUGUCCAAAUCAUGGAAGGUCGGACUCGCUGCCGUCAUCCUUGCGGCUGGCGGUGCGUUGACAUACCAGAUAGUUGACCCGACCACCUUGGAGAAGUUUCAACGGAGCUAUAUCUUCUGGUCAAACAUGUUUCCGGUUUACGUCAGGUAUCGAUGGGUGGAAUGGAAGACCAAAUCUCUGUCUGAGGAGGCAAAAUCCCGAGAAUUCGAGGCUCUACAUGCCAAAGAUGCGCCAAAAGUCUUGGAGACCAUCUUGCGUCUAAGAGGCAUCUUCAUCAAGAUGGGCCAAUUCGCUUGCACACGGGCCGAUAUCCUGCCCGAAACAUAUCGAAACACCCUCUCCUUUCUUUUCGACCAGGUCCCACCUCUGCCUGGACCUGAAGUGAGGCGGAUUUUGGAGCAGUCUCUGGGGAUGCCAUUGGAUGAGGUUUUCGAUCUCUUUGAUGAGAAGGCACUGGGCUCGGCUUCGGUUGGGCAAGUGCAUCGAGCCACGCUGAAAGCUGACGGGAGAAAAGUGGUCGUGAAGAUGCAGUACCCAGACGUGGAGAGUCUCUUCCGAACGGAUUUCCAGACUCUCCAUGCGUUCUGCAAACUUGCUCAACCGGAAUUCCUUCCCGUUUUCGACGAGAUCGAAAAGCAAUUCAUGUCGGAACUGGACUUCGAACGCGAAGCUGCAAACUUGGCGAUAGUAUCUGCGAAUAUGAAAAGGCACUAUCAUGACCAAGUCGAGGUUCCCGAACCUAUAUCGUCCUUGACCCGCCCAAACGUCAUUGUAAUGACGUACUUGGACGGUAUCAAGCUCCUUGACGGCAUCAAAGCUCACGUUGAGAAGAUGGCUUCCAGAAUGGGCGUGCCGAUGUCUGUAUUGCUCGAAGAACUACGAAGUGGAUCUUCUCAACAAGCUCAAAAAGACUCAGAUCAGAGCGCUAAGGCGGGGCCCGUCAUCAACUCUAAAGAUAGAGUUCGAGAGCUACGACGUAUCGCCCGCUUAGCGAGGUUUGCAGUUUUGACCGCCUGGGAAGAUUAUACUUUACCCUUGGCAAGAACUCUCUGGAACUGGACCGUGGGUGUCAUUCCUGCACUUCACUGGAGGGUAGUCCCGUCGUUGGACUUCAAAGGCAUCAUGUCCACCCUCGUCAAAGUCCACGGCCACCAAGUUCUUGUCGACGGCGUCUUCAACGCCGACGCGCACCCGGGCAACAUUUUCCUCCUUCGCGACGGCCGGAUCGGCCUCAUCGACUACGGGCAAGUCUCCAACCUCACCCCCGAGCAGCGCGUGCAAUACGCGAAAUUGUACCGCGCGCUAGCUGACAACGACAAAGAGGCGGUGGAGAAGACAUUCACGGACAUGGGCUUUAAAAGCGAAAAGAUGCUUCCCGAGGUCGUGUACAAACAAGCCGUGAUCAAUCUCGAUCGCGACGGGCCGGAUGUCAUUCCCGACCCGUCGAUGAACCUACAGCAGUAUAACGAGUACCUGGCGAAGGUGGACAAGACAAUCACGUUCCCUGAAGGGUCGUUGAUGAUAGCUAGAUGUUCGAUGUUGUUGAGAGGGAUGGGGACGCUGUUAGGUCUGCCUCCUGUUAGUAUCGCCCAAGGGUGGCGACAGUUCACCGAGGAACAGGUGUAGGUUGCUUGACACCCUUUCUAUUUGAACUCCCGGCGUAUGCAUUCUAGUCUCGUAUUAGAUUGAAACGCCCCUUCGACAUCUGAAAUUCAAUCUCAUCGGGUUGGACUUCGCGAAACAGUAACAUGUGUCAGCGCAUCAGCGCUUCUUUAA
This is a messenger RNA of Fimicolochytrium jonesii, 2044 nucleotides long. Its product is annotated as ABC1 family-domain-containing protein. Gene Ontology annotation, molecular function: ATP binding; protein kinase activity. Gene Ontology annotation, biological process: protein phosphorylation. NCBI's taxonomy places the organism in Eukaryota, Fungi, Chytridiomycota, Chytridiomycetes, Spizellomycetales, Powellomycetaceae. The record is from RefSeq and is a predicted model, not a curated record. Bases 395 to 1894 code for a protein of 499 amino acids. The transcript is spliced from 5 exons.